GUGCGAAGUGCACCUUCCCUGUCUCAUUCUCGCUCUUCUUAUAUCCCUCCUUCCCUCCUCCCUCCAUCCAUCCGCUCAUCAGUUCAGGGCUGCGACUCCAUCUUUUGUGGGAGUGCUAUGUUGCACGUGGGACAGGAUUUGUGCACGAUAAGGAGUAGGCGGGGAUCAUGCCGUGAAUGCGGAUAGGCAGGGGGAGAAGGGACACUAGGGGAAGGUCAAGUGCCUGGUCAGGCAGGCAGGAGAAAGUCGCCAUCGAAAUCGUGAGGGGCUGGACUAGCAGGAGAAGGACGAAAGUGGAGGUUGAGGAUGCGGGAUCAGGAGGAUGGGAGGGUCGGGAUUUGGUCGGUUGGGAUUGGAUGCGACGACACAGGAAGCAGGAGGGUUACCGCGAUAGGGUGAAGGAUGGAGGGUAAGUUUGCCGGCGUUAAGGACGUUGUGGAUGAGCAAGGGGAACAUGUAAGGAAAGGAGAGAGCAGGAUAAUGACGAAGGGCCUGAAUCACAGAAGGAUAUGUAGAUAUGCAGGUGAUGGACAGACAGCAACGAAGAGAAGGACAGAGAGCAACGAAAGACAGGGGAAGAGAGGAAAAGACAUACGAGAAAGACAGAGGAAGACAGAAAGGACAUACGAGAUCUGCAGGGGCCUCGUCGAGUAUUGGAGGCGCAGGAGCUCGAAGAAGAUCCCAACGGGGGAGACAGGCGUGUAGAAGGACGGGAAGAGAGAGGCGACAGACACAGGACAAGGAGAGAAAAGGAUGGGGAAAAGUGGAUUGGUGGGGGGAUGACCGGGAGGCGGGGUGGAGGGCACAAGCUGAAAAAGUCGAACAGGCGGAAGGGAGGCAACGGAGAAGGAAGAGAGGGAAAAAGGCCAGCGGUGACGAUUCAUACCGCUGCUGACAUUGAGUUUGUCGUGUGCUGAUAGUCACCAUGGCAGCCAGCUUGGGGGCGACAUGCUGCUUUGCUGAGGGCCGGAUUCCUGCAAGCAAUGGGGUAGGUAGCUUCGCAACGACGACCAGCUCCACGUUGGGCGCUGUGCAUCAGCGGAUUGUGUGCAGCCCAGGCCGUCGAUGGCAACGCUCGUCGCCAUCGUCAUCAUGUGGUCGAGGCCCCUCCUCCUCGUCGGGUCUUUUCAGCGACGACUCACCGCGUUGUGCGUGCCGAAUCAGCCUCGCGAUGUCAGCGGUUCUCGCAGCCAACUGGACCCCUACUGCACACAGGCGGCGAAGAAGAACAUGGACGGAAGUUAGCAGCGCUCGUAGCUUCAACUUCAACAAUUGCGAGCCACGUGUUGAUCGGAGAGCUGUGCCCGAGCUGCGAAAAUGCAUUUCUUUUGCGAAGCAGAAACAGUCGAUGCACCGAGAUCUAUCGCAGCUGGAACCGAAGAAGAGGAAUGGAGGGCAGUAUCAUCAACAACUGGCUAAGGAAAGGGGUGGAGUUGUGCUGAUAGCUGCCAAAAAAGAGGGUGAUGUGAGUGAAACAGACGGUGUGAAUGGAAGCGCAAAAGGAAGACACAUCGACAGAGGGACUGAGGAAGUCGAUGGAAGUGGCCGAUCAGGCGAUUCGACGGACGCAGAGGCAGAGGGUGGCGAAGCAGAAGCAGAACGUGUGACUGUGGCAAAGAAGGGAGAAGAGGAGCCGGAGCCUGAGGCAGCGCCAGGAAGUCUCUUGGGAAGCCUCACGGGAGGACUGAACGGGGUGCAGGCCGCAAUUUCAGGUAAAAUGGGUGUGCAGCGCAGAUCCCCGAAACUUGAUCUUAACAAGAUACGUCAAUGCUUCAGCUACACAACCUUCUUUGCGACCGGUGCAAGGCGGUAUGGAAGCGGAGGAAUGUUUCCUGGAAACCUCCGAGCGCCAAUAGAGGUCGCUGCACCAACUCUAGAGAAGAAGAUAUCGGAAGCAACAGAGUGUGAGGUCACUUUAUGGUUCAUGGUCGACGAGGCGACUGGUCGAGAGGUCUGUGUCGUUCAGCCCAAGGACGAGCUAGAACGCCGCCUGGCAGUGAUGCGAAUGGAUGGCAUUGCGCGCUGGCCUUUGUCCGUCCUUCUGUCGGUGGCAACCGUCUUCACAACUGCUUUCAUCAGCGGAGUGACUGUGGGGCCAGAUGCGUCAGCGGAGGAUGUCCUCUCCAGAGCUCUGCCUCUUGCAAUUGGUCUGGGAACAGUCCUGAUGAUAGGCGAGAUUUGGCAGAGAAUUGUUGCAUCGAGGUAUGGCGUGAAGUUGGGCCCACCAUAUCCAAUACCCUCGGGAUGGCUAGGCUCUCUGGGAAUAGCGACAAAGAUCGAGUCCCUGUUACCCAGCAGGACUGCGCUGUUUGACAUCGGCGCUGCAAGGGCCGUUGGCUGCUGGGUCGGAUCCUUCUUCCUGGCUGUUAUUGCAUUUACCGCGGAUGGAGGCGUAAAUGGAGGAAGCCACCCACUGUAUGUGGAGCCAUCCUUCUUUCAGCCAAAUGUGCUCCUCUCCUUCAUUCAGUACGUGAUUGGACCUUACUACGACGAGCUGGGCAAUGUUCUGCCACAUGCGGUGCCGGGUGUUGGGGUGCCAGUGAACCCUCUGGCCUUUGCUGGCCUCCUUGGGCUAGUCAUCACGUCGCUCAACCUCCUGCCUGCGGGGGAGCUAGAGGGCGGACGCAUUGCGCAGGCCUUAUUUGGUCGCCGAAGGGCGGGGGUGGCGACGAUCGUUACCACGACGCUGUUGGGUUUGGGUGGCCUUGGAGGAAGUGUGCUUUGUCUUGCAUGGGGUUUCAUUCUACUCUUCCUACGAAAUGGCCAGGAACUCCCUGCCCUUGACGAAGUCACCCCGGUUGGACGGUCGAGAUACAUUCUUGGGUGGAUUCUUCUGGGAACGUGUUUGCUCAUGCUGCUGCCAAACAGUGCCGGCACUUUCCCCAGUACUUUCUUCACACCACCCGCUUUCCUCCCAAAAGAUGUUUUGUGAUGCUGCUUUCUACUACGUUCCCUGUAUUUAUAGCUGUUUCUCCCAAAGUAAUUUCUUCAGCUGCAUUAUCCAGUUAGCCGACAAG
Messenger RNA from Chara braunii, 3017 nucleotides. NCBI's taxonomy places the organism in Eukaryota, Viridiplantae, Streptophyta, Charophyceae, Charales, Characeae. The record is from the annotation of a GenBank genome assembly.